AUGUCACCUCAUCUUGGUCUCCUACAAGUCCUCUCCUUCCUAUUCCUUCUUUUAGCGACACAGGCAGUGACGGAACACACUUCAAACUGGGCUGUUCUCGUUUCCACGUCUCGAUUCUGGUUCAACUACCGCCAUCUUGCAAAUGUACUCUCGCUAUAUCGCACCGUCAAGCGGCUGGGGAUCCCCGAUUCGCAAAUCAUCCUAAUGCUUCCCGAUGACAUGGCCUGCAAUCCUCGAAACGCUUUUCCAGGGACGGUCUACAGUAAUGCCGAUCGCGCAGUUGACUUAUACGGAGAUAACAUUGAGGUAGACUACCGAGGCUACGAGGUGACCGUGGAGAACUUUAUCCGUCUCUUGACCGACCGACUGGACGAAGACGUGCCGCGGAGCAAACGCCUGGGCUCCGACGCUGGAAGCAAUGUGCUCGUUUACAUGACCGGACACGGAGGCGAUCAGUUCCUAAAGUUCCAAGACUCGGAGGAGAUUGGGGCCUGGGACCUGGCGGAUGCGUUCGGCCAGAUGUGGGAGAAGAAGCGUUAUCAUGAGCUGCUAUUCAUGAUUGACACUUGCCAGGCUAAUACUAUGUACACCCACUUCUACUCGCCAAAUAUUAUCGCGACAGGAUCCAGUGCGCUGGAUCAGUCCUCGUACUCUCAUCAUGCGGAUAACGAUGUCGGUGUUGCGGUGAUCGACCGUUGGACAUACUAUGUGCUGGAAUUUUUAGAAACUCAGGUGACAAGUGCCAAUUCAAAGGCGACACUGGGAGAUUUGUUCGACUCGUACGACGAGUCGAAGAUUCAUUCGCAACCGGGCGUUCGGUGGGACCUCUUUCCCGGCGGGGAGCAGGAGGGGCGCCUGAGAACAGUGGUGGACUUCUUCGGUAAUGUUCAAAAUGUCGAAGUCGAGCAUGCGAAUGCCACUGAGCCCGGCUCUCUGAAGGAGGACCUCAUCGAGAUCGCUCGACUGGUGGAAAAAUGGCGCAAGCGUGACCGGGACUUUGCGUCUCGCAGGGAGCCACUUCAUGAGAACAACACUGAUGCACUUCCGUCCUCUCAGUCUACAAAGGCUGGAAAUGUCGUGCCAGUACGCAUGGCUGCUGAAUCUUCUUGGGAAAAGCGGCUCGUUGGAGCAUCUGUUCUGGGCGCAUGUGCCGCAGUCUGGCUCACUGGAUCGAUCUUGGGCAGGUCCUCGGUUUGA
Aspergillus pseudoviridinutans is the source of this 1197-nucleotide messenger RNA. RefSeq names its product GPI-anchor transamidase. Bases 1 to 1197 code for a protein of 398 amino acids. Gene Ontology annotation, cellular component: GPI-anchor transamidase complex. The transcript has a single exon. The record is from RefSeq and is a predicted model, not a curated record. Gene Ontology annotation, molecular function: GPI-anchor transamidase activity. Lineage: Eukaryota; Fungi; Ascomycota; Eurotiomycetes; Eurotiales; Aspergillaceae. Gene Ontology annotation, biological process: attachment of GPI anchor to protein; proteolysis; protein localization to cell surface.